Molecule: messenger RNA, 599 nt
Organism: Dreissena polymorpha
Lineage: Eukaryota; Metazoa; Mollusca; Bivalvia; Myida; Dreissenidae
Product: MICOS complex subunit Mic10-like
Exons: 4
Coding region: 36-308 (90 amino acids)
Cellular component (GO): MICOS complex; mitochondrial inner membrane; mitochondrion
Source: RefSeq, a predicted model, not a curated record
GUCUGACAGCGAUACAAUAUUUCGUCAAUUUCAAAAUGGCUGACAACACCGUACGAUCAGAAGAUGUGUUGGGACAAAAAUGGGAUCGUUGCCUUACAGACACCGGUUUGAAACUUGUGACUGGUGCUGGUAUUGGACUUAUAUUUUCACUACUAUUCUUUAAACGUCGCCCCUGGCCCAUCACACUUGGCGGAGGUAUUGGUCUAGGAAUGGGGUACUCAAACUGCCAGAAUGACUUCCAGACGCCAUAUAUCCUGCAUGGAACUUUAAAAAAGGAAUCAGAAGCAGAGACCACAGAUGGAAGUUAGCUUCUGAGAGCGGAGCAUACUUUGUGACAUUAUAUGUAAUUUGUUACUAGACUAAAGAUAUCAUGGAAUAUUAAAAGCAAACAACAAAAAGGAUUAGUUCAGGAUAAGGCAUCUACAUGUGGGACCUCUGUGUGUUUCCCAUGGAAACUUUGUGAAGAUUUGCUUAGAAAUGUUGUAAAGAUCAAUGAGAUGUUGAAAUGAAGUAGAAGAAAACAAUCACAGGUUGUUGUUUGUAUGAUGUAUUAUAUACAUUUAUUUAUCUGAUUCAUAAAAGUGUGUGUUAAUUUUGUU